AUGACUUAUAAUCAAACGAUAAUCUAUUUCGAAGGACGAGCUAUCAAUCCACGUGAGGAUCCAUUAAAUGAAAGGGGGUUAGUUAGCACAGAACUUUCUGAUCUGCUUUUAUGCUCGAAGUUCCAAGAAUCGUUAUUGCAGGCAACGAAAGAAUUACAUUCAUUGACGGAACGCAUAUCACAGUACAGAACACCGGAAGUUACGCAGGAAACUGUUGCAUUUGAAUUACCUCAAAUGAUGAGGUUCCUGGUUGAUAAAAGGGAACAUGCGAGAAGAGUAUACAGAGAAGCGUUAAGAAGGAAAGUAUCUGCGGAAGGCUGGGAUCUUGAAGAUUUGUUUCAUGAACUAGAAGAAGAACUAUUCAGGAGCGAGGAAGUGCUUUCUUUAUAUCCAAGACGGGGUACUUUCCAUUGA
Naumovozyma dairenensis CBS 421 is the source of this 414-nucleotide messenger RNA. RefSeq names its product Gpg1p (gene GPG1). Lineage: Eukaryota; Fungi; Ascomycota; Saccharomycetes; Saccharomycetales; Saccharomycetaceae. Bases 1 to 414 code for a protein of 137 amino acids. The record is from RefSeq and is a predicted model, not a curated record. The transcript has a single exon.